Messenger RNA from Aspergillus clavatus NRRL 1, 279 nucleotides. Its product is annotated as YqaE/Pmp3 family membrane protein. The coding region runs from base 1 to 279 and encodes 92 amino acids. Lineage: Eukaryota; Fungi; Ascomycota; Eurotiomycetes; Eurotiales; Aspergillaceae. The transcript has 3 exons. Gene Ontology annotation, cellular component: membrane. The record is from RefSeq and is a predicted model, not a curated record.
AUGGCAGGAACGGCGUCCAUUCUCUGCCUGAUCCUUGUCACUCUUUUCAUUCCUCCUCUCGGUGUCUUUAUGAUCUCCGGCUGCAGCGUGGAUUUCCUCAUCAAUAUCCUGCUCACGAUCCUCGGAUACUUUCCGGGCCAUAUCCAUGCUUUCUACCUAGAAUAUGUAUACUAUCACAACCGCAAGGGAGACCCCAUGGCCCGACGCCAUGCUCCCGGAGUGUAUUCCGAUCGUAUACAGGGAGGACCUCCCGGACGAUCGUACGGAAGCACUCUCUGA